Messenger RNA from Hibiscus syriacus, 1079 nucleotides. RefSeq names its product expansin-A2-like. The coding region runs from base 21 to 782 and encodes 253 amino acids. The record is from RefSeq and is a predicted model, not a curated record. The transcript is spliced from 3 exons. Gene Ontology annotation, biological process: plant-type cell wall organization. Gene Ontology annotation, cellular component: extracellular region. NCBI's taxonomy places the organism in Eukaryota, Viridiplantae, Streptophyta, Magnoliopsida, Malvales, Malvaceae.
AGGUAUCAAGCGGUAACAUAAUGGCAAUAUCAGCAUUGUCUGCAACUUCUCUUCUGGUUUUUGUCUUCUGUUUUUGCCUACGAGGUGCCUUUGGUGACUAUGGGGGAGGAUGGCAAGGUGGCCAUGCUACAUUCUAUGGCGGCGGUGAUGCAUCCGGCACGAUGGGAGGUGCUUGUGGAUAUGGUAACUUAUAUAGCCAAGGUUAUGGAACCAACACUGCAGCACUUAGCACUGCCUUGUUCAACAAUGGCCUCAGCUGCGGUUCUUGUUACGAAAUGAGGUGUGACAAUGACCCGAAAUGGUGCCUGCCUGGAUCCAUUAUCGUCACCGCGACCAACUUCUGCCCUCCCAACUUUGCUUUGUCCAAUGACAAUGGUGGCUGGUGCAAUCCUCCUCUGCAACACUUUGACUUGGCAGAGCCAGCCUUCUUGCAAAUUGGUCAAUACCGGGCCGGAAUCGUCCCCAUUUCGUUCAGAAGAGUAUCCUGUGUGAAGAAAGGAGGAAUCAGGUUUACAAUCAAUGGUCAUUCUUACUUCAACUUGGUCCUAAUUACAAAUGUUGGAGGUGCUGGAGAUGUCCAUUCAGUAUCAAUCAAGGGUUCAAAAACAGGAUGGCAAUCCAUGUCAAGGAAUUGGGGCCAAAACUGGCAGAGCAACUCUUACCUCAAUGGUCAAAGUCUGUCAUUCCAAGUCAUCACGAGCGAUGGCAGAUCCGUGACCAGCUACAACGUGGCACCCGGAAAUUGGCAGUUUGGUCAAACAUUUGAUGGUGGUCAAUUCUAGAGUUUCAGGACAACAAAGGGUCUUGGAAUAGAAGAUACAUAUGUCAUAGAUAUUGUUUGAGUCAGGGAAAGGUAUAAGAGGGAGAGUUCAGAGUAAGGAGAGGCUCAGCCAGCCCCAUAUGGCUGUCAACUGCUGAGGUGAUUAAUUGGGCACCCGCUAGGCCUUUAUAUAUAUCACUUUACUUGAUUCAUGAUCAAGGAUAUUUCCAUUUGUUUGGCUUUUGUUUUAAUUCAUCAGAGCCAUGCCAUGAACUGAAUCAAAAUAUCAAAUUAAAAGAUUUCUUUAGUUCAUUCUAAA